Entelurus aequoreus (snake pipefish) is the source of this 4807-nucleotide messenger RNA. RefSeq names its product oocyte zinc finger protein XlCOF7.1-like. The record is from RefSeq and is a predicted model, not a curated record. NCBI's taxonomy places the organism in Eukaryota, Metazoa, Chordata, Actinopteri, Syngnathiformes, Syngnathidae. The transcript has 6 exons. Bases 314 to 4120 code for a protein of 1268 amino acids.
GCAUGCGUGGAGGAUAUGCGCUUUGCGGCAAAGUCCUCCUUUACUCCACACACGCUUCUAAGCCUCGGCACAUCUCCUCACAUCGCUACUAACUACACUUUAUUCAUCCUCCGUGUCAGGAUAAACUCCACUCGUCUCAGUCAACUUUGGAGAUUAUUAGGCCCGCUUAGCUUGCUAGUUGUUUUAGCGCGCUAGUUAGCUCAGCGUACUAGUUAGCUUAGCUUGUUAGCUGCUAACAAAGCGACGCGGAUUUGAUCAACACAUCGCUUAGUUAAGAACAAGUGUGAGUGUAAAGUGUUGUGAUUGUGUGAAAAUGUGCGAAAAGUGUUGUGAUUGUGUGAAAAUGUGUGAAAGAACGAUAGCAGAGUACAAAGACGAACUUUUUCGGACAAAAGAAGAGAACAAAAGACUACGUCAACUACUGGAGGCUGUUUUCAAGAAACCUCAAGUUGUGUUACACAGAACAGGUACACAGAAUAUGCGAACCCAGGACCCUCGGCUACAUUGGUGGCAGCGGUGGGAUUUUAACCGCUGUGUUGAAAAAAAGAAGAAAGUGUUACACAGGACUCACGUCUGUGAAAUAUAUCAUCCACCUGAGCAGCAGGAGGGAUCUUCCAGUGUGGAGCAGAAGAGGUCACAGCACCUCCACGUGAAAGAAGAAGAGCCACAGUCCUCCCACAUUAAGAAGGAAGAGGAAUACCCACUUAUCCCCCAUUUUAAAAAGGAAGCGGAGGACCCACUGAAGCCCCAUUUUAAAGAGGAAGAGGAGGACCCACUGACACCCCAUUUUGAAGAAGUGGUGGAUCCACUAAGCCCUCACAUUAAGGAGGAAGAGGUGGACCCACUGACCCCUCACAUUGAGGACGAAGAGGAGGACCCCCUGACCCCUCACAUUAAAGAGGAAGAGGAGGAACACAGCAUCAGUCAGCAGGGAGAGCAUCUUGAAGGACUGGAGGAGGUUGAUGUCACCAAGAUGCCAGUGACUGGUGUCCCUGUGAAGAGUGAAGGUGAUGAGGUCAAAGGUGAAAGUGAGGAGAAGAGAGAGGCGGAGCCUCCAAGCAGCAGCUCAACUCAACACAUGACAACAGAAGCUGAUGGAGACCACUGUGGAGGAUCACAAGCAGACAAGCUCUUAGCUCCACUAUCAGAUAGUGAGGACACAACGUCACACUCUCCUGACACUGAUGAUGAAGACUCUAAAGAUGAUAAGACAUGUCACACUGACAACACACACUUCACAUGUUCUCACUGUGACAAAACCUUUAAAUACCAUUGUCAUCUGAUAGAACACAUGAGAAUACACACUGGAGAAAAACCUUUUUCGUGUUCAAUCUGCGGUAAAGCUUUUACGCAAAGGCCCAAUUUCCAAGCACACAUGAGAAUACACACUGGAGAAAAAAAAUUUUCCUGCUCAGAAUGUGGUAAAAGUUUUGUAAGAAAUGGAAAUUUGAAAUCACACAAGAGAACACACACUGGAGAAAAACCUUUUUCCUGCUCAGAAUGUGGUAAAAGUUUUGCAGUAAGUCAAAGUUUAAAAGAUCACAUGAGAACACACACUGGAGAAAAACCUUUUUCGUGUUCAAUCUGCGGUAAAGCUUUUACGCAAAGGCCCAAUUUCAAAGCACACAUGAGAAUACACACUGGAGAAAAAACUUUUUCCUGCUCAGAAUGUGGUAAAAGUUUUCUAAUAAAUCAAAGUUUAAAACAACACAUGAGAAUACACACUGGAGAAAACCCCUUUUCCUGCUCAGAAUGUGGUAAAAGUUUUGUAAAAAAACAAAAUUUAAAAGUACACAUGAGAAUACACACUGGAGAAAAAACUUUUUCCUGCUCAGAAUGUGGUAUACGUUUUCUAAUAAAUCAUAGUUUAAAAGUACACAUGAGAACACACACUGGAGAAAACCCUUUUUCCUGCUCAGAAUGUGGUAAAAGUUUUGCAAAAAAUCAAAAUUUACAAGUACACAUGAGAAUACACACUGGAGAAAACCCUUUUACCUGCUCAGAAUGUGGUAAAAGUUUUCUAAUAAAUCAAAGUUUAAAAGUGCACAUGAGAACACACACUGGUGAAAAACCUUUUUCAUGUUCAAUCUGCGGUAAAGAUUUUACUCGAAGGGACAAUUUCAAAGCACACAUGAGAAGGCACUCUGGUGAAAAACCAUACUCCUGUUCAAGCUGCAACCAAAGUUUCCGUUACCUAUACACUCUUAGAGUACACAUGAGAACACACACAGGAGAGAAAGUGUUGAGUUGCAGUGUGUGUGGUGAAAGAUUCUCUUCUGAGUACCAGUUUAAGAAACACAAGUGUGCUGGUGAGAACAGCAAACACAUCGCUAAGCAGAGAUCAAGUGUGAGUGUAAAGUGUUGUGAUUGUGUGAAAAUGUGCGAAAUAACGAUAGCAGAGUACGAGGAGGAACUUUGUUCAAUAAAAGAGGAGAAGGAGCGACAACAUCAAAAACAUCAAGUUGUGUUACACAGAACAGACAUCCAUCAGCUGAUUGAACACCAAGAAGAAUGUCUCCCUCAUCUGCAGGGGGACAGUUUCACUUUAGAGUAUCCACAGACCUCACAUUUUAAAGGGGACGAGGAGGAUCCACAGCCCCCUUAUAUUAAAGAGGAAGAGGAGGGAGAGUGUCCUGUAGGGCAGGAGGAGGCUGAUCUCACCAAGUUUCCACUGACCGUUGUCUCUGUGAAGACUGAAGAGCAUGAAGACAAACCACCUGAGUCCUCACAGCUUCAUCACAGUCCAAACGUCUGGGAAGGACAUCUUCACCCUGAGCAACAGAAGUGGGGCUUCAGGAUGUGGACGGAGGAGCCACAGCCCUCCCACAUUAAGGAGGAAGAGGAAUACCCACUUAUCCCCCAUUUUAAAAAGGAAGCGGAGGACCCACUGACACCCCAUUUUAAAGAAGAAGUGGUGGCUCCACGAAGCCCUCACAUUAAAGAGGAAGAGGAGGAACACAGCAUCAGUCAGCAGGGAGAGCAUCUUGAAGGACUGGAGGAGGUUGAUGUCACCAAGAUGCCAGUGACUGGUGUCCCUGUGAAGAGUGAAGAUGAUGAGGUUAAAGGUGAGAGUGAGGAGAAGAGAGAGGCGGAGCCUCCAAGCAGCAGCUCAACUCAACACAUGACAACAGAAGCUGAUGGAGACCACUGUGGAGGAUCACAAGCACACAAGCUCUUAGCUCCACUAUCAGAUAGUGAGGACACAACGUCACACUCUCCUGACACUGAUGAUGAAGACUCUAAAGAUGAUAAGACAUGUCACACUAAAAACACACACUUCACAUGUUCUCACUGCGACAAAACUUUUAAUGAUAGUAGCAAUAUGAAAAGACACAUUAGAACACACACUGGAGAAAAACCUUUUUCCUGCUCAGAAUGUGAUAAACGUUUUGUAAGAAAUCAAGGUUUAAAAUUACACAUGAGAAUACACACUGGUGAAAAACCUUCAAGUUCAAUCUGCGGUAAAGAUUUUACUGAAAGGCCCAAUUUCAAAGCACACAUGAGAAUACACACUGUAGAAAAACCUUUUUCAUGUUCAAUCUGCGGUAAAAAAUUUACUCGUAGGGACAAUUUAAAAAAACACAUGAAAAUACACAAUGGAGACAAACCUUUUUCAUGUUCAAUCUGCGGUAAAGAUUUUACCCAAAGGGACCAUUUCAAAUCACACAUGAGAUUACACACUGGAGAAAAACCUUUUUCAUGUUCAAUCUGCGGUAAAGAUUUUUCUAAAAGCGACCAUUUAAAAGUACACAUGAGAAUACACACUGGAGAAAAACCUUUUUCAUGUUCAAUCUGCGGUAAAGAUUUUACCCAAAGGGACCAUUUCAAAGCACACAUGAGAAUACACACUGGAGAAAAACCUUUUUCAUGUUCAAUCUGCGGUAAAGAUUUUAUUAAAAGGGACCAAUUAAAUGUACACAAGAGAACGCACUCUGGUGAAAAACCAUUCUCCUGUUCAAGCUGCCACAAAAGCUUUCGUCACCCAAAAUCUAUUACAGCACACAUGAGAACACACACAGGAGAGAAAGUGUUGAGUUGCAGUGUGUGUGGUGAAAGAUUCUCUUCUAAGUACCAGUGUAAGAAACACAAGUGUGCUGGUGAGAACAGCAGCAGCAAAUGAAGAUGCAGGAUUUGAAAUAAACUUUCAAAACUUUAACUUUGACUUUCUAACAACAUCAGCACAUAUAACAUGUGUGACAUCAUUGUUGUGUGUGUAACACCAUCUUGUUAUUAUGCUUAUAACAUAUUUAGAGUAAAUACUUCAGAUUAGUGCUUUUAUUUCAGUCAAGUACAUGAGUUAAUAUACACAUUUGUGUACUUUAAAAUGAACAGAACAAUUUGACUGAAAAGGUGAGAAUAAACAGUACAUAAAAUAUGUUACAUACAGUAAACAUUUCAAGUGUAGAUAUUCAUAAUUCACUUUUAUACUAAAUAAUGACGUGUUACAUAUUUUAUUUUCUAUUUGUAGAUGAUUCCAUAGAUGAACUCCUUUAUAUGAUAUACAUAUUUGUUUUACAUGUGUUCAUACCUUUGCUUUUGAGUACACAUACAUCCCUCUUAGUUCAUAUUUACUGGUUCACAUCUGAAAAAUCUUCUGGACCACUUCUGGAAGCAUAUUAUUAUUUACUUUAUACAUCAUUUGAACAGUUGUCUUUUCUACAAUUUUUAAAUGUGUGACUUUAUGAAUCAUUUGUUGGGUCUCUAUAAUCCAUUCUAUUAAUUGUCUUUAUCACUCUCUUGUGUAAUAUGAAUAUUGUUGUGUGAUUGUUUUAUAUGUAUGUCCCCAGACUUUUAUGCAAUAAACAAU